UUUUUCAACAGCGCUUUAAUUUAACCUCUUCUUCGAGUAUAGUAGUAGUUGGAAAAGAACAAAUGCCUGGUCGCUUCGAUCCCUGCGCAGAGUUUGAUCGUUCAAGAUCCCCGCAUGGAGUUACUGUGGUGCGGCAACCGAAAGGUCCAGCGCCGAUACGAAUUCCCGGGUUAAUUAAACCACGGCCAUUUUAUAAGCAGCGCGCAGAUCGCCUCCAGGCCAAACCAUAGCAGAAGCCAACACAAGCACAUUGGCGUAGACAUGUCGCGGCAGGGCGUGGACGAGGAGGAGGAGGACCGGAAGCCGGUGAUCAAGCCCGGCGUGCACGUGACACUCAAGGUGCGGAACACCGACGGCCACACCGUCUACCGCACCAUGCGGCGGACGGAGCAGCUGCAGAGCCUCAUGGACUUCUACUACGCCAGCGUGCCGGCGGUCCAGCGCGGCACGGGGCGGUUCCUGUACGACGGCGGCCGGCUGCGCGGCUGGCAGACGCCGGCGGAGCUCCAGAUGGAGGACGGCGACGAGGUGGACUUCUUCACCGAGCUGCUGGGAGGCGGCGGGACAAGCGCGCUGCCGAAAGCUGAGCGGGGCAUGGCGGCGGAUCUCCGGUUCGUCACGCUCAAGGUGGUCGAUCAGGAGCAGCGCCUGGUCCGCCGCACCAUCAGGAUGACCGCCCAGCUCCAGAUUGUCAUGGAUGCGUACUACGACGAGGCGGGGGACGUCGUCAGAGGCACCGGCUCCUUCUGGUUCGAAAUCUAGGCAGUAGUGCUCAUAUCAUAUUUGCAUUGCACUUCACCAAGUGAUCGCCGAGCUCUUUAGGGAACGCAAAAUAAAAUAUGAUGCAUUUCGAUGUUCCCGGUUUCAGUUCAUUUCAAUGUCGUCGUAGUUCUAUCUUCACUCCGUUUCUGGCUUCACAAACCACAGUGCUCAUAUGGUUUUCAGAUGGUGGGUUGUAAAAUACUAUGUAUCCAACUAGUCAUUUCGCUGCGUUUGAGGGUCCUUUUUUAUUCGAAAGAUCUUCAUAUAAGAUUUAGUCAUUUAGAUGGAUUAAAAUCGUUAUGAAAUUAUCCUA
Molecule: messenger RNA, 1075 nt
Organism: Aegilops tauschii subsp. strangulata
Lineage: Eukaryota; Viridiplantae; Streptophyta; Magnoliopsida; Poales; Poaceae
Product: small ubiquitin-related modifier 1-like
Molecular function (GO): protein binding
Source: RefSeq, a predicted model, not a curated record